GUUGAAUGAGACUAGGCUAUAACAAUCAUGGCGGCUGUUGGAACGAAACGUGCACUCCAGGAAAGUGGUUCUAAACAGGACGUUUGCAAGAAGAGGAAGGACAAAUGCCGAGUCGAUAAUUGUCUUUCAUAUAUGGGCCAUAUUCACAAAGACGUUACAGAAAAUCUGCUAAUUGUCAUUAUGAUGGAACUGCGUAAUCUUAUUGACAAGCGCUGUUCUGCAUUCAUCAAGAUUAACAGGCUUACUGUAUUGAAUUCGAACGCCAUAGACGGAUCUUCAUUUUCAAAGGCGUUUUGUAGAAUAUCUGCAAGUAAUGACGAAUUCUCUUUCGUGAGCUUAUUUAAUAAAGGAGUAGAAAUGUUGAUGACAUACAUAGGAGACAGAGAGAUGCCUUUAGAUGACCAAGAAAAACUCGUCUUGGACACGCUUCUCCACUACCUUAUAAAGAUCACAAAUGAAAAUGCACAGGCUCCUUUUGGGGUUUUAGAAUUACUAGGAGAGACAGACGUAGCCAUCAUUCUUGCAAAUCACUUAUUUGGGAAAUUGUGUACAUCAUCACAUUUUCUCAUUGAUAAACAAGGCAAAGGAAAAUGCAGAUCCAAGGAAUCUUGUCCAUGUGCAAAUAAGGAUUGUCAAAUGACAGGCAGUUAUGGAUACACUGGAAUAGGAAAUCCUUCAGUUUGGCAUGGAAACUUGGAUGUAAUUGUCAACAAUCAAGUUGCAAUAGAAGCCAUUGAAGAUGAUCCUGACUGUGACAGUCCUGGAAGGACACCAAUGGAUGAAAAAGGGAAAUCUACAUGUCUCUCAAGAAAUGCCCAGGUCAUAGCAGAAACUAUUGUAUUUUCUUUCCUUCAGAAGAAAAGACACCCAGAGUAUAGUCAUUUCCUGUUUCCCUGUAUUGGAGUUAGUCGCAAGGAAAUGGUGGUGUAUUUCUAUGACUCGGAGCAUGAUGUUUUGCUUGAAAGUUCCUCUAUUCCAUUGCGUACUGUAGAAGGGAAUGUUAAUGUUGUAUCAAUUAUUGUGUCUUGGUUAGUUGUGAAUCACAAAUAUUUUUGUGGUGGCUUAACAGAGGAACUGAAGAAAGAAACAUCUGGAUUCUUUUGCCAGGCUGAGCAAGCACUUCCCAUUUAUGAAAAUCAACUGCAGUUUGGAGAUAUCGAUGUAGGAAUUUCAUGGCCUAAGCCAAAACAUAGGUUCAAUUAUGUAGAUGAUCCAUCAAGGGUUAAAACAGAGAAAAACUGGGCUGAAAUGAUAGCAAAGAAACUAGGUUAAAAAAAGAAAGAAAAACUGAGCUGAAAUAAAAAAAAAAAAACAACAGUGAAACUGAUAGAUUCUGAGAUAAUGGAGUUCCUAGUCCUGUGUGGUUCUAAUUGGUGUAGUGAGUCUGUGCUUAUGGCCAAUUUGUGUACAAAAUACAUGUAUCGCUAUUCAAAUUG
Pecten maximus is the source of this 1436-nucleotide messenger RNA. RefSeq lists its product as uncharacterized. Lineage: Eukaryota; Metazoa; Mollusca; Bivalvia; Pectinida; Pectinidae. The transcript is spliced from 3 exons. The record is from RefSeq and is a predicted model, not a curated record. The coding region runs from base 28 to 1272 and encodes 414 amino acids.